AGGUGAAGGAUUGUAGAUGAAUGGUUCAAAGAACCGACAUGUUGUUAAAUUAGACACAUGUGCAACUCUUAGGUAUCUUUAUUGAGGAAACGUUUCGCCACACAGUGGCUUCAUCAGUCCAUACAAAGGAUAAACUUGAAGAACACGAGGAGAAUGAGGAUGGAACGGCUGCCACCACCAGUAAUGAAUGGUGGGGCUGCAGGGCAGCCACAGCAGCAGAGGUUUUCCUCUUUGCCUUCACUUAGACCUUUGGGAGGUUUUCAAAGUCCUCAGCCACCACCUUCAAUGACUUUGAAGCCUUCCACUAAUGUGGUCCCUCCACCAGGUCCUCCCAGGCUAGAUGGUUCUUUAAUGAAUGGUCCACCAUCAGCACUACCACCAAGAGUGUCCCUGGGAGGAAACUUCAGACCAUUGUUUGUGAAUGGUCAGCCUGGUCAACUUUCUGGCCCCCCAGCAAGACCUCCUACAGGUCCAGCCCAGAGGUCAGUGGUUGGCCAUCCUGUUCCUCCAAAUGUAUCACCUGCUGGCCCACCACUAAAACCUCCAUUAGGUUCAGGCCCUGUCACCACAUCCUCGAGUCCUUUAAUAAAUGGGCACCAGAGACCAUCUCCACCUACCAACUUACCAGAGUCAAUAUCUAACCGAUCGUCUAAUCGGUCUUCUCGCCAGCCUUCCCCGAUCCCUACUUCUCAGCUUGACCGCAUGGAGAUGCAGGCCACACCGGUCUCAGGCCUGACACCAAGUGGAUCCUUAACCAAUUUAAAUGAGGGCUUUUGUCCGCCUACAUCCCGAUCCCAGUCUAGCUCAUCUUUAGUUGAUGAAUCUGCAAAGAUUUCGCCUAGGAUGUCUCCAAGGAUGUCCCCAAUCACAACGACAACAGUGUCUGGACAGUCUUUACCAGUUAAUGGCACCCCAGUUAGUAUGUCUCUGUCUAGUGAACCAUCUGUCAGUGGAACACCAGUUAGUAAUAUGCCAUUAAACAGAACUGUUGGUUCACCAUUCCAAAGCAGUGGUCAAGUAGCUAAUCAAACACAGGUGCAUCUUAGUGACUCAGUAUCGUCUCAUAGUAACUCAUCACCCAGUACUGUUCAGUCAUCUGUUAGUGGCCACAUUUCCAUGGCAUCUAGUAAUGUGCCAUCCUUGUCAAGAAGACCUAUUAGUGGUUCUUCAGUUAGUGGUAAUCAUUUAAGUUCAGCCUCUGGCACAGUUCCUGGAAAAAUCACACACACUGCAAAACCUACAAGUGGGCCACAGUCUGGUGUCCCUUCAGUAAGUGGAACACAACACUUUAUUCAGAAAGGUUCUGUGGGUCCUUCUUUAGCUGCCCAAACCCACCUAGCUACUUCUACAGUUCCUUCAUCAUCUGUGGCUGCUUCAGUUCCAAGUUUUGCUGCCUCAAAUUCACCUCUGGUUGCUCAACAUUCUGCUGUGGCUUCUGUUGCUCUCUCACCAUCAGUGGGAGCUAGACCAGCAGUUUCUGCCUCAAUGUCCAACAAUAUUAGACGUUCAGUGGGGCCACUACCACCAUCAGUUGGUCCUCCACUAGCAUCCAUGGGUCCACAAAGAUCAUUUGGUCCUCCAUCAACAAUGGACUAUAGAUUAACAUCAUUGGGCCCUCCCCAGACAUCAAUGGGCUCUCCACAGAUGUUGAUGGGACCUCCACAGACGUCGAUGGGCCCUCCUAUGCUGACGUCAAUGGGCGCUCCUCGGCCAUCACUGGGCCCCCCACCAACAUCGAUGGGACCCCCGCCAACGUCGAUGGGACCCCCGCCAACAUCGAUGGGACCCCUGCCAACAUCGAUGGGACCCCCGCCAGCAUCGAUGGGACCCCCGCCAACAUCGAUGGGACCCCCGCCAGCAUCCAUGGGACCCCCGCCAGCAUCGAUGGGACCCCCGCCAGCAUCCAUGGGACCCCCGCCAACAUCGAUGGGACCACCGCCAACAUCGAUGGGACCCCCACCAACAUUGAUGGGCCCUCCAACAUUGAUGGGCCCUCCAACAUCAAUGGGUUAUAGACCCACUGGUGUACCACCACCUAUGAGUACUCAGGGGACAGCCCAACCUGGAUCAUUUCCACAAUAUCCUGGACAACAGCAGCAAUUUCAGCCACAGUUUAGACCAAGUGGACCACCUAAUGUCACUCAACUUUCGCAGCAGUUGGGUGGGUUGUCUGUGACACGUGAUGGAUGGAAUAAAAUUUGGGGGACUCAUCCACUGGACUUGCUACAGCAGCGUCAAGUGUUACCCCCUGAAGGUGUUGUGCCUCCUAAACCAGUGCUGGCUCAAGAUUAUCUUCCCAACUGCUCGCCUGAUAUAUUCCGCUGUACUCUGACAAAGAUUCCUGAGACAAAGUCAGUUUUACAGAAGGCCAGACUGCCAUUUGGCAUGUUAAUACAUCCGUUCAAAGACCUUGAGCACCUUCCAGUUGUAAGCUGCAACACUAUAGUGCGAUGCAGAUCAUGCAGAACAUAUAUCAAUCCUUUUGUGGUCUUCAAAGGAGAGAGACGUUGGGAAUGUAACCUGUGCUUCAGGGUUAAUGAACUUCCCGAAGAAUUUCAGUAUGAUCCUGUUAGUCGAACAUAUGGGGACCCAUCUAGAAGACCAGAGGUUAGGGAAGCAACAAUAGAGUUCAUUGCUCCACAAGAAUACAUGUUGCGACCUCCGCAACCUGCAACAUAUCUUUGGGUUUUGGAUGUUUCUCGUCAAGCUGUGGACACGGGUUACUUGAAGAUCGUAUGCGAUGUCUUGUUGGCACAUCUAGACAAGAUACCAGGAGAUCGGCGGAUUAUGAUUGGGUUCAUUACUUUCUCCAAUAGUGUCCAGUUUUAUCUAAUGGGAGAAGAUCAGAAACAUGUCCAGAUGUUAGAAGUUGGUGAGAUAGAGGAAAUGUUUGUUCCGAAUCCUGAGGAUCUCUUGGUUAACUUGGAGCAAAGUCAUUCUCUGGUCGAGGACUUCCUCUCGACACUCCCAGAAGCGCAUGCUGCAACUUUCCAAACUCAGUCUGCACUUGGACCUGCACUGCAAGCUGCUUACAAAUUAAUGAGCCCAAUUGGUGGGCGCAUUACACUGAUGACAACUACAUUACCAUCUGUGGGACCUGGUGCGUUGAAAGCACGCGAGGACCCAAACCAGCGAGCAGGAAAAGACAUACAAAAUAUGGGCCCAGCGACUGAUUUCUACAAAAAGUUGUCUCUUGACUGCUCAGGCCAGCAAAUUGCUGUGGAUUUGUUUACACUUAACUCACAAUAUGUGGAUCUGGCCACACUCACAGGAGUAAGCAAAUUCUCUGGAGGCUGUAUCCAUCACUUUCCAAAUUUCCAUGUUACAAGGAAUCCAGCAUCUGUAAAUCCAUUUAUGUCAUGCCUUACACGUUAUAUUACUAGGAAAAUAGGCUUUGAAGCUGUCAUGAGGAUCAGAGCCACCAGAGGUUUAGCGAUUACCAACUUCCAUGGUAACUUCUUCGUUCGAUCAACUGACCUACUGUCCUUGCCGAACAUUAAUCCUGACGCAGGGUUUGGCAUGCAGGUCAACAUUGAAGAAUCAUUACACAAUAUACGUACUGCUUGUUUCCAAGCUGCACUUCUAUAUACUUCAAGUAAAGGUGAACGGCGCAUCAGAGUACACACUCUGUGUUUGCCUGUUUCUCCAAACAUGCAUGAAGUAAUAACAGCAGUUGACCAGCAAGCAGUAAUAGGGUUAUUAGCCAAGAUGGCAGUGGAUCGCUGUCUCUCGUCGUCUCUCUCUGAUGCCCGGGAUGCCCUGAUUAAUGCCUGUGUAGAUGGGCUCACAGCCUUCAAGAUAAGUCUUUCAAGCCCAGCACAUGGGGCACUAGAAGUACCGCCCACAUUGCAGCUGCUUCCCUUGUAUACAUUAGCUCUUGUUAAAUCGAUUGCGUUCCGAGGGGGCUUAAGCACAAAAUUGGAUGAUCGUCUCUUUGCUAUGUGUGAACUUAAAACGCUACCACUUAAGCACCUCAUAACAUUCAUAUAUCCAGACCUGUACCCAAUCCAUAUGUUGUCAGAAAAAGGGGCUCUCAAUGUAGAUGAUCAGGUGAUUCCUCAACCUGGACGCCUUCAUUUGUCUGCUGAGCGUUUAGAACGGUGUGGAGCAUAUCUGAUGGAUACAGGAACUACUAUAUACAUAUAUGUGCGUUCUGGAAUUUCCUCAAACUGGGUUGAAGGCACUUUAGGAGUACCUAGCUAUGCAGUCAUCCCUCAACCUUUAUAUGAAGAUGCUCUUCCUGUUCUGGACACCAUGGACUCUCAGCUUUUGUGUAACUUUGUCUCUCAUCUUCAAAGAAACAAGCCUUAUCAUGCCCCUGUUUUAGUUCUGAAGUAAGUAUUACGUGCCAGAGUGUUUUAAAGAUCCUUUUUU
This is a messenger RNA of Cherax quadricarinatus, 4374 nucleotides long. The record is from RefSeq and is a predicted model, not a curated record. Lineage: Eukaryota; Metazoa; Arthropoda; Malacostraca; Decapoda; Parastacidae.